Molecule: messenger RNA, 3083 nt
Organism: Osmerus eperlanus (European smelt)
Lineage: Eukaryota; Metazoa; Chordata; Actinopteri; Osmeriformes; Osmeridae
Product: kinesin-like protein KIF3C
Exons: 8
Coding region: 555-2771 (738 amino acids)
Biological process (GO): microtubule-based movement; mitotic cell cycle
Cellular component (GO): microtubule
Molecular function (GO): microtubule binding; microtubule motor activity; ATP binding
Source: RefSeq, a predicted model, not a curated record
AACAGCCAAGUCUGACUGUGGAACUCAGUUGCUGCACAGCCACAUCUCCAUCCUAUGACAAGCAUCCGUGCAUUUCGGUCGUUCAAGGGCCAGGGAGAAUUGGCAGCUCCGGGAUGGGAAUAUAUUUGGAACGAAAUAUUGCCUGACGGAAUGUUCCGGUGAAACCAUUUUAAUGGGUGUUUUUAUUAACGAAUCUCAACAGACGGACAUGCAGUGGAACCGAGCGGAUCAUCGCCUAGUCGCGUGAGAGGCCGUGAUUAGCAAUUUCAGGCAAUUAUCUGUCUAAAGGAAAGCUGAUAGGCUAAAUAAUACUAGCCUACUGUAAAAUUAGACAGAUAGGGGCGUGAGAGUCAAUGUUCACAGUGAAUUUCCGAAUGCUUUAAUAUUUUCACAGUAGCCAAAGUGUUGUAAUAUUCCAGUCAGACGUGCAUUGGAAGCGAAUAAUUAGGCCCACUCGAAUUCUCUCUGACAGGCAAAUUAGGACAUUAUAGGCAUUACAGCCAGAUUUAUUAUUAUUAGGAUUUUGUUUAAAAUAUCAAACAAAAAAUAUAAACAUGUCAAAAUGUAAGAGUAGCGAGUCGGUGAAGGUUGUGAUUCGAUGUCGACCGUCUAACCGAAAAGAGGAGACGGGCGGUUCGGGAAGUGGGAUCGUGGAGAUGGAUGUGCGCCUUGGUCAAGUGGUCCUACGGAAUCCACGCGCACCGCUCACUGAACCAAGGAAGACAUUCACAUUCGAUGCGGUGUACGACGCCAGCUCUAAGCAACGAGACCUUUAUGAUGAGGCUGUGAGGCCAUUGAUUGAAUCUGUGCUCGAGGGCUUCAACGGGACCAUUUUUGCAUACGGACAAACGGGCACAGGGAAAACAUACACAAUGCAAGGGGCAUGGCUCGACCCAGAGAAGCGGGGAGUGAUUCCCAAUGCUUUCGAUCACAUAUUCACACAUAUCUCUCGCUCCCAGUCAGACAGACAAUACCUGGUACAGGCUUCCUACCUGGAGAUCUACCUCGAGGAGAUCCGGGAUCUUUUGGAUCCCAACCAUGCCCAUGCCAGAGCCCUGGAGCUCCGGGAGAACCCGGAGAGUGGGGUGUACGUACGUGACCUGACCUCCUGCGUGUGUAAGAGCGUGAAGGAGAUCGAGGAGGUCAUGAACGUGGGGAACCAGGCCCGCUCCGUGGGCGCCACGGAUAUGAACGAUCACUCGUCUCGCUCCCACACCCUGUUCCUGAUCACCGUGGAGUGCAGCCAGCCGGGCCCGGACGGGCGCAAACACAUCAGGGUGGGCCGGCUCAACCUGGUGGACCUGGCGGGCAGCGAGCGUCAGGCCAAGACCGGAGUGCGCGGAGAACGCCUGAAGGAGGCCGCGAAGAUCAACCUGUCCCUCUCGGCGCUGGGGAACGUCAUCUCAGCCCUGGCCGAUGGGCGGAGCGGGCAUGUGCCGUACCGGGACUCCAAACUGACCCGCCUGCUGCAGGACUCGCUCGGCGGUAACGCCAAGACCGUCAUGGUGGCCACGCUAGGCCCGGCCUCGCCGCACUACGAAGAGACACUGACCACCCUGCGCUAUGCUAACCGCGCCAAGAACAUUCAGAACCAGCCGAGGGUGAACGAGGACCCCAAAGAUGCUCUGCUCAGGGAGUUCCAGAGUGAGAUAGCGCGUCUCAGGGCCCAACUCAACCACAGGAAGGGGCGGGACAAACACAGGAAGGAGGAGGGAGAUGGAGAGAGCUGGGACGGAGAGGGGGGAGAGGAGUUGGAUGGAGCGGAGGAGGAGUUGGAAAAGGAGGGGCGGGAGUACGUGAAGCAGCAGGAGCAGCGAUUGGAGCAGGAGAAGGAAGCCAUUCGAGAGGACCACUCCUUAUUGGCCGAGGAGAAGCAGAGGCUUCUGGGAGAGAAGGAGAAGAUGAUGGGAAACCUGAGGAAGGAGCAGGAGGCUACUGAACAGCUUACUGCUAAAUACAAGGCGAUGGAGAGCAAGCUGCUGGUGGGGGGUAAGAACAUCAUGGACCACACCAACGAACAGCAGAAGAUGCUGGAGAUCAGAAGACAGGAGAUUGCAGAGCAGACACGCAGGGAAAGGGAGAUGCAGCAGCAGGUGUUGGUUCGAGAUGAGGAAACUCUGGAGCUGAAGGAAACCUUCUCCUCCCUGCAGCAAGAGGUGGAGGCCAAGACCAAGAAACUCAAGAAGCUCUAUGCCAAGCUGCAGUGUGUGAAGGCAGAGAUUCAGGACGUCAACGACGAGCAUGUGAGGAGCAGACAAGAGCUGGAACAGACCCAGAACGAACUCACGCGAGAACUCAAAUUCAAGUAUCUGAUCAUAGAGAACUUCAUUCCACCUGAAGAGAAGAAUAAGAUCAUGAACAGAUUGACCUUUGACACUGAGGAGGACCAGUGGAAGUUCCAGCCUCUGGUUCCUGCUGAGAGUAAAUUCUCUCAGAUGAAGAAGAGGCGGCCGACCUCUGCAGUGGGGUACAAACGAGCCAUCAGCCAGUUCGCCCGGGUCGCCAUUUCCAUGGGAUCCCAUUCCAGAUACAAGGCUGAAAACAUCAUGUUCCUGGAGCUGGAUGUGACUCCUCCUACGCCCCUGCCCCUGGACCUCCCCCCUGGGGGCCAGCCGGACGACAGUCCCAGCCAGGACUCCCCACAGAGAGAGAGGGCGGCUCGGGUUCGAAAGUCACGGUCCUGGUGCCAGGCUCCACGUACCAUCACUUCCUCAUCCUCCAACGUUUCCCUGUCAACCCACACCACAGCAACCCCCACAGCAGCCCAGUGAAGACCUUCUCUGCAGAUUUCCUGCUUUAAUCUAUUCCAAUGCAAAGACUCAAUUACCCAGACUGCCCCAGGGGACUGACAGACAGCAACCAUCCAUCCUCCAUCCUUGCAUGUCUUAAGUGUGGCAUAGUUAAUCUCCCUCUGCGUGCUUGGAGGUCGUGGAAGAGGACUGGAGUCAACCUUUAACCGCUCACCUUGGAUAGUGUACAGAUUGGACCUGGAGCUGUGUGUGUAUGUGUGUGUGUAUGUUUUAUUGUCUGCGAUGCACAAAGAACUGAGAGACCACAAACAGUCUCAGCAGAAUAUCCAGUCA